GAAAAACGAGCAGUGGUUUUUGUUUUGACCUCUUUCCACUCCCUGACCCCCCCCCCAACACACAAACCAUCCAAAAUAUUUCUUUUCCAGUGAGUGAAUAGUCAGAAUCCUGCUCUCUCUCACCUGGUCAGGAAGCCGACACCAUUUCCACGCUUUCCUGAAGCCCCAGCUGCCACUUAUGUAUGUUUAAAAAGAAACAGCGACAACAGAGAGAGGCGGCUGUGAGAGGAAGGCGCCUCCACUGGCGGAGGGAAAGGAGGAAGGCGGUUGUCGUUGGGGGGGUGGGGGGAGAAAAACAGGAGACGGUUGGUGAUGGUGGUGGAAGAACAAACACGCACUUGGCGGGGACAAAGGACUGCGCCCGCUCGCGUUUCUGACAGGAAGCCGACCAUCGGGCUGUACCCAGCCGAUACCAGCAAAACCCCCACUUUCCCCCCGUCACACACCAACCCGGUUGCCGCGGGCAGGGCUCAGCAACGGCCGGCGUCCCACCGCCCCCUUUCUUUUAACCUCCCCUCCCCCCAACCUCCCGCCUUCACCAUCUCCGGGCACAAUAGCGAGCAAAAUGGCGGCCGUGCCUGGAUGGAUGGAGGACGAGCGCUGACAAUAAAAACCCGGCCCGCCGCUCCUCCGCGCACUCCCUUGUGCCAAAAUAAAAGAAACAGGACUCUUAUUUUUCAAGCCUUCAAUCACAAGGAAACAUAUAUCAUGGGCUUAAAUGAUGCAGAUAUGGAUGAGGAGAGUAAGGAGAUUAGCAAAAUUGGAGGCUCUGAAUCUAAACUGAGUAAUACGGAUAAUGGGAAGACCCAUAUUAAUUCUCUUGGUGCUAAAGGAGAAUUUGAAGAUGAGAAAAAGAUCUUAUCAACCACUGUUAUUACUAGUAUACCUCAAACCUUAACAGAGAAUCAAAUGUCAGUUCCAAAAAGCAAUACUUUAAGCUUGUCUAAACAUCUGUCCAGGGAUAGUCCUGUAAAAGCCUUAAGUGGAGCCCAGCAGACUGCAUUUAUACAAAGCGGUGCUCCCACUGUUACAAAUGCAAAACUUAACUUGCCUAUAGGAACUGCUGUGAGUGACCCAGUUUUACAACUCUCUACAACUAAAGCUUCCAUUGCAAAACAGCCUGAUGUUUCUUUAAGUAUUUCUCAAUCCCUGUGCCAGUCAGUUGCGGCUUCUAGCUCACCAUCUCACUUUGUUCAAUCCGUUCAGGUUCCAAAAUUGUCUGGUACUUCAAAUAAAGUUCAGACAGUAGCACCAGCCCCAGUCCUGUUACUGGUUCCCAAUUUAGUGCCUUUCCAGGGCCAAGUUAAUACACAGGCUAAAAUGCUGAGUUCUUUGCCAAUAGUGGAUCAUAAAUCUAUAGGCCAGUCAAAUGGUGCUUCUACAAGCAAGCUGCUGUAUUGUGCAGAAAAUGAAAAUACAAAAGAUAAUAGAGGACAAAUAAAGGGAAAAAAAAGUUUAAGUUCUUCUGAAGUUCAUGGAGGUGAAUCAGAAACUUUAAAUGAUGGCUUAAACUGGGACCCUGAAAAAGAAUUCAUGCAGUUUUUGCUAACAAAAGAAAAAGAUGAUGAUCGGAUUGUUCAAAUAGAUAGAAGUUCUGAAGUCCAACCAAAUUUGCCCUAUGGAAGAAAAAGAAAACGAAAAAUGGACAUUGUUCAGAUGGUAGAUUUCUCUGAAUUAGAAAAUGCAGAUGUACAUGUAACACAUAAAAAUUCUGCUGGUGCUGUAGAGGGGACGGAAAACACUAAAGUUUCCGUUGUCAAACCAAAAUACUUGCCUGCAAAGAAGAACCUUGUUGGCGAGACAGGAUCAAAUCUUCCCAAAGAAACUGUAGAAGCAAUUAAACAGUUGAUCUUUAGUGAUUACAAGCUUCCAGUCAAAAAUUUAGAAACCGCUCGAACAAGUGCACCUACGACUACUUAUGCCGAAGAAGCUUCACCAUUUGUUUCAACAGUUUUUCCACCAGGCAGUGCAAUACAGAUAGAUGACAUACAAACUGGAUCUGAAUCACCGUCAGAUGAUGACACUGAGGCAGAACCAUCAUUUUACCCCUGCACAAAAUGCAAUGUGAAUUUUAGAGAGAAAAAACAUUUGCAGAGGCACAUGAUUUAUCAUUUAGAAGGACACAGUAAAACAAAUCUGCCAAGACCAUAUAUUUGUAAAGAAUGUGGAAUUGCAUUUCGUGACCGUGCCCCCCUCCAAAAGCACAGGAGUCUUCAUCAAGAAAAAAGGGAGAGGUUAAUGGAGGAGAUCCGUGAGCUCCGCACAUUUCAGGAUGAAGGUCGGAAUGCAAAAUUGCAGUGUCCACAGUGUAUAUUUGGAACAAACUGUCCUAAAACAUUUGUGCAGCAUGCUAAAACACAUGAAAAGGACAAAAGGUACUAUUGCUGUGAUAAGUGCAACUUCAUGGCAGCAUCAAUGGAUGAACUUGAAGGUCAUCAGAUUUAUAUUCAUGAUGCAGUCAUGAACAAGUCCAGUCAAAAACCUUUGAAAGGUGUAUCAUUAGAAAAUUUAUUAAAUCACUGUAAGUCAGGAGGUGUAUAUGUGUGCAGCAAAUGUCCUUUUACCACACCAGCUCGGAGUAUUUUCAAAAAGCACGUAAAAUACCUGCAUCAGCGACUUUACCACGUUCAGCAUAAAAGUGAACAUGGAGCAAAGGUACCUGGCUUCAGCUCACAACCAUUUGAUUUGGUGAGGAGCAAUAAGGCUAUAUCACAACAGUCUGAUUACCUAAGCGAAUUUGUCAUGAAACAAAAUAUAAAAAGGGAUUUUGAAGCACCCGAUGCAUUAGGGAAUUCCUCUGCAUUAUACAGCAAAGUCUGUGAUUUUGCUGGUACGCAGAAGCCAUGCUAUAUAACCACAAAAGAGAUGCAUCACUCAUCUGAUUCUGUGCUAGAUUAUAGUAAAUCUUCAACAAAGAUUGUGACAGGAUUGAGUACUGGUAACGAAAAGAGUAGCUUUCUACAGCAAGAGCGUGCCAGAAAGCAGGAAGAAAUUGAUGUCAAAAGGAACAAUGGAGCCCUGUCAUUGAAGGAUCAUGUUAUUGCUGAUCAGAUAUAUGGGAAACUCAAAAAUGAUGUUGAGAUAGUAAAAGACUUGAGUCCGGCAUCUACAUUAAUAGAAACAAAGCACACAGAUGGGGAGCAUACUUUCAACUUACAGUGUAAUGAUGAAGGAAUAUCAGAAGAAACAGAUCACCUAGAUGGUGGAGCUGUUUCAGUUAGAAAUUCUGUUAAGGAUGUCAUGGUUAGUGUCUCUGUAGGAAAUGAUAUUUUGGAUCAAUAUCCAGAUGUGUUUCAUAAAGCACCUGUUGUGGUUUUAAAUAAACUUGAGCCAUGCGUAAAUGCAUUAGAAUGCGAUGGUGAAGAAAACUUACCUGAAAAUGAUAUUGUUGGAACUGGUACCUGCAUGGCUGAUCCUACAGCGGUGACUAUUGCUGAGAAUAAUUUUGAUAUUGGUGACAGACAAACUCAUUACUUCAGUACUGAAGUUCAGAUAAUUGAUGAAAAUGGCAUUGAUGAUUUUGAUACUUAUGAGAGUGAUGACGAUGAUGAUUUUGAUGAUUUUGAUACUAACAUUCACGAUUAUGGCAGCAAUGACUACGGUAACCAAAGCCUUUACUCUGCGGAAUAUCAAGAUCCUACCCACAACCAUUUUGUUAAUGAAGAUUUUCAUUUUAACAGUGAUGCUAGGUGUGUAGAUGUUAUGGAUCCAGUUCUUUAUCAACGUGAUGCUCCACUUAAUAUAACCUACAAUUGGACUGAUUUUCAUACUGAGAAACGACCAUGCCCCUACUGUCCAGCUGUAUUUGACACUGGUGUAGGCUUGUCAAAUCAUGUGCGAGGACAUCUUUAUAGAGUUGGCUUAACUUAUGAUGCUCGGCAUCUGGUUCCACCAGAGCAGAUAGCAUCCAGUGAUAAGAGACGGCGCAUCAAAAAAAGUGAUGCUCCUGUUAGGAGAAUAAAGAAAGAAGUAAAAUCUGGUUCGUCAACUGAAAAUACAUGUCCUUUGUGUGGUGGUUGGUUUGAUACAAAGGUUGGGCUGUCGAAUCAUGUCCGUGGUCACUUGAAGAGGUUGGGAAAGACCGAGUUAGAAGCACACAAAUCUCCACUCAGCAUUUUGACUGAAAUGAUGCAAAAUGAAGCAGAAGCUGAAAAUAUUGCAAAAUUAUUAAGUAGUAAACAAUUUAGGUAUAAGCCCUUUGUAUCACAGAAAUUUGCAUCAAGUGAUGGCUUAUUUCUUGCUCCAAAUGGUAUAACAAUAAAACUGCAGCAAAAUGAGUUGAAGACAAAAUCCUUCCCUUCACCACAAUCAGACUUGCAUGACCUCUCAGAUCUGCAGCCAAAAAAGUUUAGUGAAACAGAAGAGCAGUCAAGUUCUCUGAUGCAGAUUCUUAAGAAUAAAUUUGGAGAGGAAACAUCAUCGUUAAUAAAAUCUCAACCAGGAAGAAUUUAUGCUCAAACUGCAAAAAAACGACUACCAAAUCACAGACGCCCUUUUCAACUACAAUUUGGCAGUUCGCUUCUGCAGCCCGGUACGUCGUCACAACCAGUGACGAGUACGGAUAUAGCUUAUCAAACAGGGCAUCCUGUGAAAUUAAGAACUUGUGUUCAUUGCCAUGCAACUUUUACAAGUGCAGUUAGCUUGGCAAACCAUCUCCGAGUCUAUGCAAGACGAAAACAAGCUGGGGAUCUGACUGGCACACCUUUUGACUGCAAGCAGAAGAGGUCUCGGUCACGGUCAGGGACCAAGAAGAAGUCUUCCCUAUUUGUUCCUUCACUUGAUGAUGCUUAUGUACUCAAAUGCAGGUUCUGUGAUCUGGUCUUCCGAGGUCCACUUUCUGUCCAAGAAGAUUGGAUCAAGCACUUGCAGAGGCAUGUUGUUAAUGCAAAUCUUCCUCGCACUGGUGCUGGAAUGGUGGAAAUCUCAUUGCCAUCAAAAGAAAAUUUCCCAGUAACUGAAUCAUCAUUUUCUCUGCUAAUGGCACAGGCAGCUUCCUAAUUUUUUUUUCUGAAUUAUGAUGAAUUAAUCUGUAAAUUAAAUGUCGUGAUUUGCCAUAAGCGCCUAGUAAAAGUACAUUCUGCCCUCCCAUUAUGAUAGAUCAAUGCAACAAUGUGAGCUAUUUUCUAACUUUGGAAUUAUUUUAAAUGGCUUCAUUUCCUGAAAAACCUCAAAUAAUUAUGCAUUUAUUUGGAAAUGUAAAUCAAUAAAUAGAUCACCAGCAGUCAAUCAGCUUUAGAAAUUCUGUUUAAAUUUAUCACAAUUUUGUCAAAGUUGUAGAUACAAUGAAGAACAUAUUUUACACUUGCUAAGAAUUUGCAUAUAUAGCAAGUCAGAUAUUUCCCUAAUCGUUUCAGAAAAAUAGUCCUUUUGCCUGAGGAACCUUAUGGCAGCAGGAAAUGAAGCAUACAAUUUCAUUGACACAUUUACAAACACUAUUCUAACUUCCAAUUCUGUAAGGAAGCAACAUUCUUGUUUAGCAUUGUGUACAUCCACUGUGGAUAGUUAUCUUUGGUUGCACAAGAAAUGAUUUGGCUGCAUAAUUUUGAAAAAAAUAUUAGUAGUCCCCAAUAUAAAUUUGCACAAGAUAUUCACUUAAUUGAAUUACAGUUUUCUACAUUAUUGUUGUACCAUUGGGAAUGAAUAAAAUGUUAAUUUAGUUGUUAAAAGUAUUUUAUUUCAUUGCUAUCCUAAUUUUUCUACCAUUGCAAACUGUUUGCAGAUAUACAUCCCUUUUUUAGCCAGGAGGGCAGAGUGGCCUAGCUGCAGUGAGUGCUGCCCUGUGAUUGGCUGCAGGAAGAACAAUUCACCUGAGGAUGUAGGACAUGGUUCAUUUUAGAAUAAUGUCUGUUAAUGAUAGGAAGAAUGAAAAUGUGCCUGUUUAAAGCAAGUAUAUUACCAAUAGGUUACUAAUGAAUUCAGACUUUUAGCAUCAUUGUACAUUGAGCAUUCAACCACUUUAACUCCCAGACCACUUGAAAAUUAUGGAAAAAUUAAAACUGAUGAUAUUGUAAAGCAUGAUGCAUAUGGAGUUUCUUCCCAUGAGAAACUAGUCUAAAAUAUAUUUAGUGCACGGUUCAAUGUUUUUUUGACAAUAAAUAGUUUUUUACUGGCCUGAAAUGUUCUAAGCGUGCUUUUUAAGUCGCAAUAUUAUUUACAUAUUUAGUUCUCAAUUUAUUUCUGAUGCUGUUUUCAUCUGUUUUGAUGACAUUGAAUCCUGUACAUGGCUACUUGCUAUUAAGCAAUUACUAGGAAUUAUAGCCCUAUAACAAUACAUUUAACAAGUUGGUAGCAAGUUUUCUAGUACCCCGCACCAUUUUUGAAUAUAAUAGUGUGUAGAUAGUUCUCCAAGUCUAGUGAUUACUGUAUUGCUGUACAUUUGGCAUUCGAAUGUUUUAGAUUUAUCAUGUUUUUAGAAACAGACCUUUAAAUAUAAAUUUUGUUCCCAGCAAAGGUCAGUAUUCACUGAGGACAUCUCAACAAAAUGUAUGUACUUGUCUUUUAUUAGUAUAGCAUGUACAGAAAUACUGGGGUGCAUUGCUAUUAAGAUGGAUAUUAUCGGAUUUUAUAUUUGUAUUUUCUAAAAUAGGCUGAAAUAGUAUUUAACCAAUUUAGUUAUUUGCAGAAAUAGGUUUACAGGUACUAAUUCAGUGUAGCUCUUAAUUUGCCGAAAGUAAUUCUUCCUGCUUAUCUUUUGUUUCUGAGCUCCCUAUUCUUCAUGAAUUGGAUAAUGUAAAUUUUUGUUUUGUACAAAUCUUAAUUGUAAAGAAAAGCAUGUUCUUUACUGCUCCAAGGUCUCCAUACAGUUACAAAUUUCCCAAAAUUUAACUGUUGUAUCCUUUAAGCAUUUUAACAAAAUUGAUGAUGCAAUACUGUAUAUGAAACAAGUACACUGGUACAUAUCAAGUGCUCAGACGUGAUUGUGCACGCUCAUAUUUGUAAGUAAACUGUGUAAACACUAUGUGAAAAUGUGCUAUUACUACAAGUCUACUUAUCUAGUGGCAGAAAUAAAAUGUACAGUCAUACAUUAA
This is a messenger RNA of Stegostoma tigrinum, 7028 nucleotides long. Its product is annotated as zinc finger protein 644-like. The record is from RefSeq and is a predicted model, not a curated record. Gene Ontology annotation, biological process: regulation of transcription by RNA polymerase II. The coding region runs from base 313 to 4998 and encodes 1561 amino acids. Gene Ontology annotation, molecular function: DNA-binding transcription factor activity, RNA polymerase II-specific; RNA polymerase II cis-regulatory region sequence-specific DNA binding. Gene Ontology annotation, cellular component: nucleus. The transcript is spliced from 7 exons. NCBI's taxonomy places the organism in Eukaryota, Metazoa, Chordata, Chondrichthyes, Orectolobiformes, Stegostomatidae.